AUGAUGUAUCAUACCACAUUAAACAAUCGUAUCAAGGCUUUAACUAAUAAUUAUAUAUAUAUCAAUAGAAAUAACAUUUCAUAUUCUUUAAUAUGUCCGAUAUGUUUGGAUCCUCUAAUUGAUCCACAAACACAUGUUUUAUGUGAAAAUUCAUUUUGUAAUCGUUGUAUAACAAAAUUAAGAUAUUGUCCAUGUUGUCAAACAACGAUUAUAGAGUUCAAUGAUCUUAUAAUCACUGGUGAUGUUAUAAGAAAUGCUCUUGAUGAACUUCAAAUUCAAUGUAAUAUAUGUAAACAUGUCUUACGUCGUAGUGAUUUUAACCUUCAUAUUCAAAAUAAUUGUCUUCAGCUACCGUCAAUGACAUUUGAAGAAGAAAAUAAAAAUGAAAACUAUAUGGAAAAACAUUUAUCAAAUAUGUAUCGUCGUGUACAUAAAUCAGAAAGUGAUUUCUAUGAAUUGAAAAAAAUGAUAUUGUUAUUUUUAUUUGUUCUAUCAAUUAUUGGAAUAAUACUUCUUUUAAAUACUAUUUUGUUAUAUAUAAUUAAUUUAAUUAUAUCAGUUAUUUUUCCAAAACGGUUAUCAUUAUUUAUUCAAGCCAUAUCAAAAUUUUUAUUUCAUUUUCUUCAGUAA
Molecule: messenger RNA, 630 nt
Organism: Rotaria sp. Silwood1
Lineage: Eukaryota; Metazoa; Rotifera; Eurotatoria; Philodinida; Philodinidae
Source: the annotation of a GenBank genome assembly